GCAAGUCUUACUAUUUUUGCAAGACACGACUAACUAGACUUGACAGAAUGGCUGAAUUAAGCGGACAUGAUUUGUUCACAGCUUAUUUUAGAGUCGGUUUGCAUGGGCACUAGCAGCCUUAGCAGUUUUCCUGUCAGCGUGUGAGUGGAUCAUUCUGCAAACCUGGAAUCGGUAAGCAAAUCAGAAGACAGCUGCCGAACCUUGGAAUGGAAACGUCCGCCCGGGAGUUACCUCCAAAAGACUCCAUCCAAUUGGCGCCAGCAGCGGGCGUCAACGACAGAAUAACCAUGGUAAUGCCGCAUGCGAGGUGAGAUCGUGCCUGAGCAGCCUGGGCAGCCUGGGCCAGGGCACGAGACCCCAAGGCCGCCCCUGGGGGGUGGUUGGUGCAAACACAGUUAAAGAGCCCCCCUUCCGUUCUCCAUUCUACUCAGCCUUCACCCUUCACUCUUUCACCCAACUAUCCUAUCCCGUCUUUAUUUGACGCGUUCUUUCUUUCGUUCCUCUUCUUCUCUUUCUUACCCCCUUCAAGGACGCAUUCCACUCGCUUUGUGCAUCCUUCGAGUCAGCGGUCAUUUUGCUUCUCUGCUCAGCCUUAACUCUCAUUGUUUGCCUAAACCCCCUUCUUCCAUCGCGCACACCCACCAUUCUCUCCCUCCGCCGUACCGGCUUUUCCACUCGAUUCUGGCUUUUAUCUAUCGCCUUAUUAACAAACUCUUUGGCCCCUGCUGAUAUAUUCGCAGUCGGGGAAUCGAUUGACCAUUCUUUUCCUUCUACACCCUCUUUUUCGCCAUGGCCCGGCUUUUGACCUAUCUUGCGUGCUUGGCGCUUUCUACCCAAGUCGUUCUCGCACAGAAGCCAGUACCCUGCGACAAUGAUAACAAAUGUCCUGACAAGGCCCCAUGCUGCUCCCUAUACGGAGAAUGUGGAGUGGGAGCCUACUGCCUGGGCGGCUGUGACCCCAAAUCUUCAUUUUCCAUCGAGUCAUGCGCGCCUGCUCCAGUAUGUAAAAGCAAAACGUACAAAUUUGACAACUUGGACGGAGUUGCCCCACGAACAAAAUAUCUCGGCGAUGCGGGCAAGUCAGACUGGGUCUCGAGUGGGAAAACUCUUUCUACCAGUGGAGCCCUCGUAAUGACCAUGCCACCAAAUUCCGUCGGUACUCAUCUUGCCAACAAUCACUACAUGUGGUAUGGCAAAACUAGUGCCAAAUUGAAGACUAGUCGUGGUGCCGGCGUUAUCACUGCCUUCAUCCUUAUGUCUGAUGUGAAGGAUGAGAUUGAUUUUGAAUGGGUCGGAACUGAUUUGCAAACUGUUCAGACCAACUGGUAUUUCCAGGGCAUCAUUGAUUAUACCAACGGAAAAAAUCUUAGUGUCGGCGGCAACUCCUUUUCGGAGGAACACACAUACGAGAUCGACUGGAGACCAGAUUCGAUCACUUGGUCUAUUGAUGGAAAGCCUCUACGCGUCUUGAACAAAAAGGAUACCCUCAACAAGAAGACCAACCAAUACCACUACCCACAAACUCCUUCCCGCGUUCAGCUCUCCCUCUGGCCUGGCGGGAAAGAGGAUGCCCCCCAGGGAACAAUUGAUUGGGCCGGAGGUCUCGUGGACUGGAAUCAUGAGGAUAUCCAAAAGCACGGCUAUUACUUUUCGCUCGUCUCGGAGGUUACAAUGGAGUGCUAUGACCCACCUGCGAAGGCUAAGAUUGAAGGCGACAAGUCGUACUUCUACGAUGAUAUUGCUGGAACCGAGGACACUGUUGUGAUUUCUGGCAGAAAAACAGUUCUCAAGUCAUUCCUUGGCACUGGCACUGAUAUGGAUAAGGACUAUCCGUCUGGACCUGGGUCGAAGCCCACUGAGUCGGAUAUCGCUGUUAUUCCUGGCAUCAGCGGAGGCGGACCUGGCACCAAUGGUCACGCCCCAAGUCCUGGUGGUGGCUCUGGUGGUGGCUCUGGCGGUGGCUCUGGCGGUGGCUCUGGCGGUGGGGAUGACGACGGUGACGGGCCAUCCACUGAUUUCACUGGCCCAGGAGUUAACAACAAUGGCUCUAGCGGUGCUCCAUCCCAGAACGAACGUGUUCUCAAAGGAUCGAUAUUUGCAGUUCUCGUGGCCGUAAUGGCUUUGGUUAACAUGUAAGGAUAAAGAUUUAAUGCUGUUUUGGGAUAUAUAACUAUCAAUACACGACUUCAUUUAAUAUGGAUCUGCGUCUCUCUCUCUCUC
Molecule: messenger RNA, 2220 nt
Organism: Blastomyces dermatitidis ER-3
Lineage: Eukaryota; Fungi; Ascomycota; Eurotiomycetes; Onygenales; Ajellomycetaceae
Product: murein transglycosylase
Exons: 3
Coding region: 790-2136 (448 amino acids)
Biological process (GO): fungal-type cell wall organization; carbohydrate metabolic process
Cellular component (GO): fungal-type cell wall
Molecular function (GO): hydrolase activity, hydrolyzing O-glycosyl compounds; glycosyltransferase activity
Source: RefSeq, a predicted model, not a curated record